Molecule: messenger RNA, 1995 nt
Organism: Cuscuta campestris
Lineage: Eukaryota; Viridiplantae; Streptophyta; Magnoliopsida; Solanales; Convolvulaceae
Source: the annotation of a GenBank genome assembly
CAAAAAAAUUCACCGGCGCGAUCCCAAAAGGAAAGAAUCCAUCUUCUUCCUGAAAAUCUUCUUCCGAUGCAGUUUUUCAAUGAAGGAAAAGACAAAGAUAGGGAAGGAAAUCUUUUCACCCAUAUCUUCUUCGCUGGCUGGAAAUCGUUUUCACGUCUACUCGAAAUCGAGCCGAUUUGGUUUCUCUUAUUUGCUUUAAGAAAUUACCAGGAUGGCAUGGAAAUCUUCAUCUUCUAUCUUCCUCCUUCUUUGGGUAUAUCAAAAUUUCCAUUCUUAAUUGGCCAGAUCCGGACUAUCCUUCUUCGCUGGUGGUGAAAUUUCUCCUCCGUGAUCUCGAAAUUUCCAAUUUUGAUCAUGUCUACUGUAAGUUCCCUUUUUCUAUUCAAUGAAAUUGACUAAAUUGAUAUUAGAUUUGAUAAAAUUGUAUUGCUAUCUUAUGUACUCUGCUGUAGAAGAAACAUAGGAGGUCAAAUUACUCUAUUUUGUGCAUUACGUAUUUUCCAAGGAAAAUUACUUUGUGUUUAUUCAUUCAAAAUUUUACUUUGUAUUUGUACUCAAUAAUAUAAUAGAAUUGUAUUGUUUUGUUAUAUACUCCGUUGUAGAAGAAACAUAGGAGGCCUGAUUACUCUGAAUCUCUUCAUUUUUUGUCGAAUUAUUCGUCUCCUUUACUAAUUUCUCUGUAUUUGAUAAUAAAAUUUAAUGAAAUUAUAUUGAUGAAGAUUACGUGAAUCUCUAAUUGCGAUCAGAAGUUUUCGUGGCUUCAAGAAUUAUAUAUGUUCGUUUCCAAAUACAUUUACCCUUACAUACUCAUCGUUCCAUGUGGCUAUAGCAAUUAAGAUACAGAGCUCAAGCCGCUAGACAACACAUCCUAACAACCAAAGUUAUAAAAACCCUAGAGACAGAUCCAGACGAUUGGAGAAGGCGACAUGUACGCGAUGACCCACCAUGUUUGAAACUCAAUUCUCUUCUCCAUCAAGGUUAUUGGCUGAAUUUUUAAGUUUCAAUUUCUCAUCUGUCCAAGCAAAUCAUCAAGAUUUAAAUCUCCAUUUUAUCCAAUAUUGGAUGAAGAGAUAAGCAUAUUACUUUGUCAAAUUUGCCCACGAAAAACCAAUUGUUUGAUUGAUGUUGCAGGCUUAAUGUGAAAGGUUAAACGAUACAGAGUAUUAAUGGUUUCUCCAAAUUAUCAUCUUAUCAAACUUUUUUGAAUAUUUGAUGUGCAGUUUUAUUUGGUUCAUAGCAUUGUCAUGAUUAAUUUUUAGUUGUCAGCUCAGGUAUGUAGGACCUCAGGCGCUACAACUCUUCUAAAACCAAUUGGUGUUAGAAGAGGCGCAUACCCUAGCCUUAUAGUGCAUUCUACACACAAGCGCCCACGACAUUCGACUGUGACUUGGCACACAUAGCCUCCGCCACGGGACAAUUGCUGCACACAUGGCCAACAAUCUCCCCCUCAGCAAUUGCUCCCGCUGGGAAUCGAACUCGUGACCUUGGCUCUGAUACCACUUGUAGGACCUCAGGCGCUACCAACUCUUCUAAAACCAAUUGGUGUUAGAAGAGGCGCAUACCCUAGCCUUAUAGUGCAUUCAACACACAAGCGCCCACGACAUUCGACUGUGACUUGGCACACAUAGCCUCCGCCACGGGACAAUUGCUGCACACAUGGCCAACAAGGUACACUCUUUUCGAUAAAUUUGAUAUGGUGCUAGCAAUUUCUCUGGCAGCUUCAAUCUUCCUCAGCAUGAUGAAGGCCGGGUUGUUUGCUAUGAUUGCCCAAUCAGCUGUGCACUUUUAGCCUCACCCUGCAACCCCACCCGUUUCGGGUUAGCUUUUUCAAUAUUUAAUUAAUUACCCAUUUAAUCCCUCCUUUCUACACUAUUCCUCAAAUUUAAUAUGGAACAUAAUUAGAGUGCAAUGUGCAAAAAACAUAAAAUUGCAUGUUUGAUGACCAAAUCGAGUCCAAAAGAAAGUUGAUGGCACAGAGACUAUAUCGGGUAUCAA